Caenorhabditis angaria is the source of this 334-nucleotide messenger RNA. NCBI's taxonomy places the organism in Eukaryota, Metazoa, Nematoda, Chromadorea, Rhabditida, Rhabditidae. The record is from the annotation of a GenBank genome assembly.
AUGUUGAGCGUCUCUCGUCUUGUUGCAAUUUUGCUUAUCGCGAUUUUCGCUGUCGCUUUGGCUGCUCCACGACAAUUUGUGAUGGGUUUCGGUAAACGAUCGGUUGCGUCUUUUGAAGAUGAUGUUGCGGAAGGAUCACCAAAAUUGAAGAGAUACAAGGUUAGCACAUUUUUUCUUUGUAUAAAAUAAUUCUUGAAAUGUUUUUCAGACAAAAGGAUUCGCAAUGGGAUUUGGAAAACGUGGACAAAUCCGUGGAUUCAAUAUGGGAUUCGGAAAACGAUCUGGAAAUGAUUUGGUCGAGCCAUCAUACGAUGAUCUUUCUCAAUACUUCUAA